AUGGGACUCGCAGCGACUUUGUGGACGGAGGCGAAGAUAGAUUCUACGGUCACGCGAGAAUUCGUACUGAAGCAUGUGGAUCCAAUCCUCCAUCAGCGACUGAAUAGUAAAAUCGCCUUUGGUGAAGGAUUAACAGAUGACACCUACAUCGACUGGAUUCUACAGCGAGGCCGCAGACUCUUUUUGAUCUUGACUGAAAUCGACAUACCGAGUCGCAUCUUUCGCCUCGUCGACGAAACGUAUGAUGACUCUGAUCUGCCUUUCGACUCAAAUAAGGCCGAACUCCUUCGGCUUUCUCCGGAUCGCGAGGACCUCUUCUUGAACUGGAAAUUCGUUGAAAUCCAAAAUCGUUUCUUAGCAAGAGGUAUUGAAUCUGGUCAACAUAUUACAUACGAUGAGGACGAAACAAUACCAAUCGAACCCUGUAAGGAUCGGCCUGCUGUCAUACUCUCCGACAGGCUGCCUGUCGAGAAAGUUGCACUUUCUGGUAUCGAGGUUAAAGAAUACCUCCGGUUGAAGAUUACGAUUGGUGAGGACACGGCAUCCCACUUUCUAAGCGAAUCCGACGUCUUGAGGGAAGUCAGAUCUUUAGAGCGCUUCUCAUACGAGCAUGUUUUAUCGAUCUUCGGCACCUAUGCGGUUGAUAACACAGUCAACAUCCUGUUCAAUCUACCAGAAUGCACUUUGCGAUCGUUUAUAAAUGAUAGGACGACAUCAGCCCUCAGGAAAUUCUCAAAACUGGAACAGAAACGAUGGUUUAUCAACUGGCCAAAUUGUUUAGCCAGUGGAUUGGCUUGGUUGCACGACCAAGGCUACGCUCAUGGAGCCAUUCGGCCGUCGAAUAUCCUAAUCGACGCCAAAAUGCACAUCUAUCUCGGCUUAUUCGAUGUCCAUGACAUGUUGGUAGGACUGCGGAAAGAAGAAUUUGCUGAAGCGUAUGAGUAUGCUGCGCCAGAGCAAUGGUCAAAUCAACAUAGCACCUGGCAACAGCCUCCUGCCGGCACGAGGAAUGCUUUAACCCGUACCGACAAUCUAUCAUUUUCCCCCAUGUCACCACCUAAAUAUCCUUACGACUCGAGAGGCAGGCUCACCUCUUGGGCGUCCUCAGACUUCACCAACACGGGCCCAUCGAGAAAGAGAGCGUCCUAUGCGCACUCAACAUCCACUACUAGUACACAUACAUCUAACCAAAGUACAACCUCUCACUCGCCCCCACAACCUAUCCCAACCAAUUCUCACUGUUACUCGGCUGAGCAACUCCCGCUGUCUUCCGAUAUAUUCUCCCUGGCGGCAGUAAUACUUGAUAUCAUGACCCAUCUAUGCAAACGGAAGCAAUCGGCGUUCGCCCAACAUCGCGGCUGUACUAGUCGUACGAAGGCCUCUGUCCGUUCUGCAACCGACUCCUCCUUCCACCUCGACCAAAAUACACGGCAGAUAUAUUCAUGGAUCACUAUUCUUGAAAAGGAUGCUGCUAAGCAAUCUGAGUCUUAUUUCCAUGCUGUCGACCCAAUCUUAGAAACAGUCAAGGAGAUGCUUGCUAGGGACCCAAAAUACCGACCGCGCGCUCCAUAUGUCGCUGAUAAAUUUGCCAUGGCUAUAUUACAAGUUGACUUUGGCUCUACCCAACCUCAUUGCCAAGUUAAACAAUCGGGAGGAAUAAUAGGAAGUCUUCGCUCCUUCGACAUGAGUGAGGAGGGCGAUAUACUGAUACCCCCUAUGCCGUCGUUCCCAGAAGAUUAUAGCUGCUAUGCCACCGAUGACAAGAGUAGCCAUCUCGAGAAUACCGGGAAUAAAGUUCCCAGCAUUGAAUUUAACAAUUCUAACAUGCGGUUGGCCGGUGUUGAUACCGAUGCCUGUACUGAACUUAGCAACGGCUCUAUAUCUCUCUACACUGAUGAUUCGGCCAAUCGUUCUUCCUCUUUGUUUAACACACCGCUAAAUAUAGCUACCCCGACCACUCCUGCAUUGCCAAAUCUACCUAGGCCAUGGAACGUCCAUAUCGUCAACAACAGUGGCGAAUUUGACGACAAGCAUGUACACCCUGCCAACGUUUCUACAGAGAUAAUAGACGAGAUGAUGGAAGACAUGCACGUACAGGAUCAAAAGAGCCUUCCCCCACUCCCAGUUCCUCCAGUCCAUCCUUGGUACGUGCCUAGCCGGGUGUCAUCGUUAUUCAACAAUAGAUCUGUACCAUCGCACACGUCGGCCCCCCUGCAACCCACCUACCCCGAUAGUAUGCCAGAAGAAGAAGAAGACCUAGGAAAUAAACCGAUGAUACCCCCUCGCCACCCCAAUCGCCCGCGUGCCGCUACUGGCCCUAGUAGGGACUGGCUCCCCACCCCUAGAAGCGCUCCUGAUGAUGGCCGGAGGAGGAGCAACAGCAGUUUUGGCAGCAAUCACAGUGGGAAUAGCGGCAACAGCGGCAGCACAUCCCCAUCGAUCGGAGGAUUCGGAGGAAGGUUCUCAUUGUUGACUUCCUCGUCGUCCAACUCUUCUACAGGCAACGGCUCCCCGGGCUCCGGCCUGAAUUUUAAGAAACGCGCUUUCAUGAACUUUUCUCGGAAUCGACCCGGCCUUAGAACUCCCCCUCCGGCGUGA
Arthroderma uncinatum is the source of this 2598-nucleotide messenger RNA. RefSeq names its product serine/threonine protein kinase. NCBI's taxonomy places the organism in Eukaryota, Fungi, Ascomycota, Eurotiomycetes, Onygenales, Arthrodermataceae. The record is from RefSeq and is a predicted model, not a curated record. Gene Ontology annotation, molecular function: protein serine/threonine kinase activity; ATP binding. The coding region runs from base 1 to 2598 and encodes 865 amino acids. The transcript has a single exon. Gene Ontology annotation, biological process: protein phosphorylation; mitotic DNA damage checkpoint signaling. Gene Ontology annotation, cellular component: cytoplasm; nucleus.